Molecule: messenger RNA, 1589 nt
Organism: Salvia splendens (bonfire salvia)
Lineage: Eukaryota; Viridiplantae; Streptophyta; Magnoliopsida; Lamiales; Lamiaceae
Product: class E vacuolar protein-sorting machinery protein HSE1
Exons: 4
Coding region: 163-1431 (422 amino acids)
Biological process (GO): protein stabilization
Cellular component (GO): cytoplasm
Molecular function (GO): protein-folding chaperone binding; adenyl-nucleotide exchange factor activity
Source: RefSeq, a predicted model, not a curated record
GGGACACCGCGAUUUUACGCAAGAACCGUAGGAAAUUGCGUGAUUGUAACGGGAGAGAGCGCUGGUCGGGAUCUUAUUGUCUACGACUACAAUAGAAGAUUUUGCAACCGGUGGAGAAAGUCGGGAACUAUUUUGUCGCGAAAUUCUCUGCUGAUUUCGCCGAUGAAGAGUUUGAAUCCAAGCCCGGAAAACUCCAGGAGGAGUGGAGUAAUCGGGCUCGGUUUGAUCCCAGGGCAUGGGUCCGCUGUUACCAGCUUAAAGGUCUCUCAUGGGCACAACCAAUAUGAAGUUGCCGUGCCGUCAAACUCCAAUUUUGGUUAUCUCAAAAGUGUCAUUUCUAAAAGCCUCGAUUUGAAUCCCGAGACAUGCAAAUUAUAUUUUGGAGGUAUAGAAAAACAAGAUGGAGAGAGUCUUCAACAAGCUGGUUUGAAGGACAACUCUGAAGUGUUGCUUGUGGAAUCUGUAUCUGGGCAGCCAGUCUCCGAAGAAGUUCAAGAGACCCCGGUAGCUUCAAAAGGGGAGGAAGCUGUUGCCGAAGCCAGGAAAGAGAUCAACAAUCUUGAGCAGCAGGUUUCUGCGUUGCAAGCUGUUAUCGACAGGGGGAAGGAGGUUGAUGAUAAGGAGAUUACGUAUUUGACUGAGAUGCUCAUGAGGCAGUUGCUUAAACUGGAUGGUAUCGAUGCUGAAGGAGAAGGAAGAGUUCAGAGGAAGGCCGAGGUACGUCGGGUCCAGAAAAUUGUAGAGUCUCUAGAUGCCUUGAAGUCAAGAAACUUGAAUUCCUCUAACCAUACUCAAGAAAAUGUGACUGCGUCCACUGAGUGGACAGCCUUUGAUUCUUCAUCAUCUUCAGCUCCACCUGUUGUGGAAACUUCCUCUUCCCCCACCCCUUCAGCAUCUCUGGCCCCAUCCGUUGUGCCAUCAACUUCUCCUACCCCAACCCCAUCUUCUGCCCUUCCCGUCAUGCAACCAUUUCCCCCUUCCCCUAUGCCAAGUCCUUCAAUGUACCCAGAGCCAUAUCCUCCGCCUUCCAACAUGGCGUCUCCUAACUUUGCCACCGGCCCACAUUUGACCCCUUCUACUUUUCCAUCCCACAACUUUUCGGGCAAUCCUUACGCCGCCCCUUCUCCAAUGCAAUAUUCAGCCCCUUCCACCAUGCCAUAUGCUACACCUUAUCAUUACCCUUACCCUCACCCUCACCCUCACCCUCACCCUUACCAACAUUAUGACCCUUCACAACAUUAUGGCCCUUCCCAAUAUUAUGAUCCUUCCCAAUAUUAUGACCCUUCUCAAAUGACAUAUUUACCCCCUUCUUCUGCCCCGUCUGCGGCUGCCCCUGCUCCCUAUCAUGCCCAGCCCAAUGCGCCACCUUCUAAUCCUUUCUCCAUGCCAUCUUCUACCAGGGUAACAGAGAACUGGGAACACUUCGGCUAACCAUGGUUGUAUUUUAAUUACAUCAUGUGCAUUCAUCAUUUGGUGUAGUGAUAUUUGAGCUACAUUCUUGAAUUAACCCCACAGUUUUAUCCUUGUACCAAAAUUCUUGAUCUAGCUCCUCGAUGCUCUUUAGAACAAUAAAAAUUGCUUUCUAUGAA